AUGAGCGAGUUUAGUGACGUGGCAGCAUUAUUUGGAUCGAAACACUCGGCGCGUAUUUUGUUACAGCAUCGAAGUAGUGUUGGGAGUGUCGAUGGUGACUCGGAAGUUCGAUCUUUACCUGAAAUUGAAGUGAAUCUUUAUAAACAGCACAAGAAGGAACAGUCGAGUGUAACACAUACAGCUGAGGCUACGACGACGACACUUGAUAAUCAAUCCAAGUCAAUGAUGACUGCUCCAUUAAGUCUUGAAGAAGUUCAACAAGAACUUGAGAAACUUGAGAAAACACCCGUGCCGACGACAGAAGAGAUUAAUGAUAUUUUGGCGCAAGAGUCAAAUGAAGAGUCCGCGAGCAGUGAUUCCGAUGAUAGUGGUAGUAGUGAUUCAUUGUCUAGUGAUGAUAGAGAAAUUGUGAUUAUGAAAGUACUGAUCGUCGGUAAUGCUCGCUGUGGAAAGACUUGCACGAUUCAACGAUUUACUCAAGAUCAUUUUAAUGAGGAGUAUGUGAGUACAAUUGGAGCAGACUUUGAAGAGAAACUGAUUGAGUACGAUGACCAACUUAGCAUUAGCUUGCAGCUUUGGGAUAUUGCUGGACAAGAUCGUUUUGCCAAGUUUACACGAGGAUAUUUUCGUGAAGCGAAAGGAGCGGUGAUCGUCUGUGAUAUCACGAGAGCUAAUACGUUUGAUGCAGUGGUGAAUUGGAAAAAAGAGAUUGAUACAUGCUGUAAAGAGCUAAACAAAGGUGCAGAGAUACCUGUUGUCAUGGUCGCCAAUAAGAGCGAUCUAUUGGUCGACCCCAUGGACGCGUUAGAUCUUGGCGUGAAUAUGCAAAAGUGCGUAGAAAAGAACAACAUUGUGGAGUGGUUCCGUGCGUCAGCGAAGAGCGGCGAACACAUUGAUGAUGCAUUUCGGUGUCUUAUCGACCGUAUGGUGGAGAAGUAUCGCGUGGAGAAGGAAGAGAGCAAGAAAAUCAAGACUGAUGUCAUUGUAAAGGAGGAGAAACCGAGCGCACCCGAGACCAUCCGUCUGUCCCAGACGCCACGACGACACAGAGCUGUUAAGCAUCAUGGCGGUGGCUGUGACUGCAAUUAG
This is a messenger RNA of Peronospora belbahrii, 1089 nucleotides long. Lineage: Eukaryota; Oomycota; Peronosporomycetes; Peronosporales; Peronosporaceae. The record is from the annotation of a GenBank genome assembly.